Messenger RNA from Thermothelomyces thermophilus ATCC 42464, 1755 nucleotides. RefSeq lists its product as uncharacterized. The record is from RefSeq and is a predicted model, not a curated record. The coding region runs from base 41 to 1693 and encodes 550 amino acids. Lineage: Eukaryota; Fungi; Ascomycota; Sordariomycetes; Sordariales; Chaetomiaceae. Gene Ontology annotation, molecular function: pyridoxal phosphate binding; kynureninase activity. Gene Ontology annotation, cellular component: cytoplasm. The transcript has 3 exons. Gene Ontology annotation, biological process: NAD+ biosynthetic process.
CCCAAUACUUUGGCUUGUUUUCUAUGUGGUUUUUCGCACCAUGGACGCCGAAUACCAAUCCCUGAUCGAUGCUUUCCGGGCCGGGCAGAAGAAGCCCGAGUUUCCCAGCAACUUUGAUUCGAGGGAGUAUGCGAGACGGUUGGAUGCCCAAGAUAAGCUCAGUUUUCUUCGAGACAGUUUCAUCAUUCCAACCAAGGGUUCCUUGCGGAAAAAAGCCCUUACGGGCACCUUGCCCGGAGAGCAUAAGCGAGUUGGAACGCUCGACGGAGAAGGGAAGCGUACGGAGCAGAACGGCAGUAAAAACAGCAGCGGCAACGCCGAGGAUGAAGAGCCAGCCAUCUACUUUGUCGGGAACUCCCUCGGCGCACAGCCCAAGUCCAUCCGGACGCACCUGGAUGCGCAGUUGGAGACAUGGGCGUCUAUAGGGGUCAACGGCCACUUUACCUCGCUCGACAACUCUCCCCUGACCGCCUGGCAGGACAUGGCCGCGGACUGUGCGCGAAAGUCGGUGGACCUCGUCGGCGCGGCGUCACCAAGCGAGGUCAUCUACAUGAACACCUUGACCGUGAAUCUGCACCUGAUGAUGGCCAGCUUCUACCAGCCGACAGAGAAGCGGCACAAGAUCAUUGUCGAAUGGAAGCCCUUCCCUAGCGACUACUACGCCAUCACCUCCCAGCUAGAAUGGCACGGCUUGAACCCGUCUACCUCGCUGGUGGAGAUCCACCCAGACGACCCGGAGACGCAGUACAUGUCGACGGCACACAUCCUCUCGGUGAUCGACGAGCACGCCGACGGCACGGCGCUGCUCCUGCUCCCGGGGAUCCAGUACUACACGGGCCAGCUGCUGGACGUGGCGCGCAUCACGGCGCACGCGCGCGCGCGGGGGAUCCCCGCCGUCGGCUGGGACCUGGCCCACGCCGUGGGCAACGUCGAGCUGGCCCUGCACGACUGGGGCGUUGACUUUGCCGUGUGGUGCACCUACAAGUACCUCAACGCCGGGCCGGGCGCCAUCGCCGGCGCGUUUGUCCACCAGCGGCAUCACCGGCUUCGUCGGGAAGAAGACGAUGGCGAAGGCGGUGCGAACGAUCACGACACCGCCGGCUCUAAUAAUAGUGCUAAUAAUGAUAAUAAUGGUGACCGACCGUCGGGGCCGCGCUACGUCCCCCGCCUGUCCGGGUGGUACGGCGCAGACAAGGCGACGCGGUUCGACAUGGCCAAGGAGUUCCGCCCCGCGGAGGGCGCACACGGGUGGCAGGUGUCGAACCCGAGCGCGGCGGACCUGGCAUGCGUCGGGGCUGCGCUGGGCCUGUUUGAGCGCGCGGGCAUGCGGGCGCUGCGGGACAAGGCGGUCGUGCUGACGGGGUACCUGGAGCGCUUGCUGCUCGACUUGCUGGACCGGAGCGGAGUGACGGGAAGACGGAAUGAGGCGGGUGAGCCGGCGUUCCGGAUCCUCACGCCCGCAGACCCGCGCGAGAGGGGGUCGCAGCUGAGUUUGCUGCUGAGGCCCGGGUUGCUGGACCGGGUGAGCGGGAGGCUGGCCGAGGCCGGCGUGGUGGUGGAUGUGCGGAAGCCGGACGUGAUGCGCGUCGCGCCGGUGCCCAUGUACUGCCGGUUUGAAGACGUCUGGAUAUUUGUACGGGAGCUGGAGAAGGCGCUGGAGCGAGCAAUCAUAGAGCACACCCAAACAAAAUGAAAAACGAGGGGAGUAAGAAAGGUCUUAACCGCGAGAGCAUCAACCGAACGAACCCUAAGCUG